Molecule: messenger RNA, 339 nt
Organism: Vanderwaltozyma polyspora DSM 70294
Lineage: Eukaryota; Fungi; Ascomycota; Saccharomycetes; Saccharomycetales; Saccharomycetaceae
Exons: 1
Coding region: 1-339 (112 amino acids)
Source: RefSeq, a predicted model, not a curated record
AUGGAAGAGGAUAAGGUUGGUGUUCAGUUGAGCUAUGACGAGUUGGUUGAUCAUAUCGUUAACAAUAAGCCUGUGCCCAACGUUAAGGUAAUCCCAAAUAUCACACAUGAUGAAUCUGAAAUAUCUAAAUCAGAGUUGAAACCUAGAGGUAAGCCCUGGGAUACAACUGAGUCCAAAACUCAAGUACGUGCCUCUGAUAAGAGUAGUGUUGAAAUUGAGGGAUCUGAUGGGAAACAAGAGAUUAAGGUUACUGAAGGGUCAGAAGAUAUUGAGAACUAUGAAGAGUACUUCAAGUUGGAAGAAGACCUGGCAACAUCAGGAAAUGGGAUCAAAAGGUGA